Molecule: messenger RNA, 432 nt
Organism: Lathyrus oleraceus (garden pea)
Lineage: Eukaryota; Viridiplantae; Streptophyta; Magnoliopsida; Fabales; Fabaceae
Exons: 1
Coding region: 1-432 (143 amino acids)
Source: RefSeq, a predicted model, not a curated record
AUGCCUUUGAUUACUAUUAUCGAAACUGGUGUUACUCAUUCUUUUAUUGUUGCUAACUGUGUGAAAAGGCUAGGCCUUGUUGUGUCUUCUAUGAAUGGAGAAAUGGUUAUCGAAACUCCUGCUAAGGGUUCGGUGACUACUACUUCAGUUUAUUUGAAUUGUCAUUUGUUAAUCUUUGAUAAGGAUUUUGGAAUUAAUCUUAUUUACUUGCCAUUGGAGAAUGUUGAUGUUAUCUUGGGGAUGAACUGGUUGGAGUUCAAUCAUGUUCAUAUCAAUUGUUAUAACACGUCGGUGCGGUUUCUUACUCCUGGUGAGGAGGGAGAAGUUGGUUUCUUGUCUGCUAGAGAAUUGAAGGAGCUUUUAGAGGAGGAACCUCAUGUGUUUUUUUUGGUCGCGGCGUUAUCUGCUAAGAGUCAAGAAGUGAUUGAUUAA